Messenger RNA from Eurytemora carolleeae, 1037 nucleotides. RefSeq lists its product as uncharacterized. Lineage: Eukaryota; Metazoa; Arthropoda; Copepoda; Calanoida; Temoridae. The transcript is spliced from 13 exons. The coding region runs from base 24 to 1037 and encodes 337 amino acids. The record is from RefSeq and is a predicted model, not a curated record.
UUUUAUAUAUUUUCAGAAUAAAAAUGCCGCCAUCUCGGGGCGUAGAUAGGCUUGAGAUUCAGGCAGCUAAUCAUAUUGCUAGGAUACUGCUUGACUGCCUAGUUAGACUUGAAGAAUCUCAGUUUAUCAAAGAACAGGAGAUGUUUCAAAACCCGAGCUUAGAGGCAACAAUGGAAGGAAGUAAUGAAUUGAGAUUAAAGGAAAAUGUGGAAGAAUUUAACAGAUUAUUGUUGUCCCUGGAGUCCCAGUUGAGUGGUAUACCUGGAGUACUCCUUAACCCAGUUCACUCCUCCCUCCUAGCGGAGUAUAUUCGUAGGUUCAACAUACUGCCAGAAGGACAGGGUGUGUGGGUUCUUACUCAAGGAGCUAAAGCUGAAUCCGUCCUACGAACAAUGCAGGCAGAGUUCGGGUAUGAGAACAGUUUAAAGCUAGGACGGAUAGAUAUCCCGUCCUUGAGAUCCGUCCUUCCACUCGUCCUACUGGAGAAAAGCAUCCAUCUAGAUCUCAGUCCGUUGCUUCAUCUGUCAACCGUGUCACAAAAUGUGUUCACUGAGUUUAAAACAGCCCUUUCACACGCUAUACCGAAGGUGAAGAACCUGGUUUCCUUGAACCUGUCCUCACCCAAUAAUAAAACCUCGUUACCUCAGAUGGAGAACAAGCAUUUACAGCUGAUUGGUCAGCAUUGUCCCAACCUGGAGGUUUUGAAUAUUUCUUACAACGCAGCUAUUACUGGAGAGGGAAUCCGGCAUUUAGGUCCUGGUAAGGAUAUUGAAGAGCAUCCCGGUUGCUCAAAUCUUCGCCGUCUUCUCAUAUUCGAUACGGGAAUAUUCGAGAAAGAUCUAGCUAAGUUGAUAGUAGAACUGCUUGAGCUGGAAUAUCUGGGAUACAAGGAGACAGGGAAGAUGAUUAGAACCAUACACAAGACCAGGCCGGAGAUAGUUCUUAACCUUACCCAUAUAGAUAACAGGGGAAGUAAAAUGAGAAGGAUCAUUGNUUCUAAUCCCAUCCACUGCGGUUUAAAGAGUGGUAUAUUCUAA